Anneissia japonica is the source of this 3548-nucleotide messenger RNA. RefSeq names its product molybdenum cofactor biosynthesis protein 1-like. Gene Ontology annotation, molecular function: metal ion binding; cyclic pyranopterin monophosphate synthase activity; 4 iron, 4 sulfur cluster binding. The coding region runs from base 110 to 2146 and encodes 678 amino acids. The record is from RefSeq and is a predicted model, not a curated record. Gene Ontology annotation, biological process: Mo-molybdopterin cofactor biosynthetic process. NCBI's taxonomy places the organism in Eukaryota, Metazoa, Echinodermata, Crinoidea, Comatulida, Comatulidae. The transcript has 9 exons.
UUAUACAAUCGCAUCAGGUGUUAGAUCACGACCAUGACCUAGGCUAAAGUGGAAAAGGGUUGUGUUUGUUGUUUAUCUUUAUACACUCAGUGUUAGGGUAGGCCUAGUCAUGUUUGGUGCUUUCAGCAAGACAUAUUGCAACUUUGUACGUUCAAGUAUUUUUAAUCAGCAGUUUCCUAUUCCUCUUAUUCAGCAUUCCACGUGCAAUAUUGGACAUCAGACUAGGCCUACUACUACUACUAGGCCUAACCCUGACAAACAAGAUGUUGACGUCGAGGAGUUAAAUUACGACGACUUGAAUUUAGACAGCAGUUUUCCAAAAUAUCGAUUGAAAGAAGUGCUUCCAUUCUCUGCGUUCCUUACGGAUUCAUUUGGCAGAAAACACAACUACCUUAGGAUUUCACUUACAGAAAAAUGCAAUCUAAGAUGUCAAUAUUGCAUGCCAGCUGAGGGGGUAACGUUAUCUCCAAAAGACCAUCUUCUAUCUACAGAUGAAAUAACCAAGAUUUCACGGCUCUUUGUUAGCCAAGGAGUGAACAAAAUACGGCUAACAGGCGGUGAACCAUUGGUUAGGCCCGAUAUUAUAAAAAUUGUUGAAAAUUUAGGUGAAUUUGAUGGUUUAGAGCAAAUCGCAAUGACAACGAAUGGCAUUGCUUUACCUCGUAAGCUACCUGCUCUGAAAGCUGCCGGACUAACCCAUCUCAACAUCAGUUUAGACACGUUGAACCCUGCUAAGUUUGAGUUUAUCACACGGAGGAAAGGUUGGCAUCAUGCUAUGAAAGCAAUUGAUACAGCAAUUGAGCUUGGGUACACGCCUCUGAAAAUUAACUGUGUCGUGAUGAGAGGUUUAAAUGAAGAUGAAAUUGAAGACUUUGUACAGUUGACAGAAAGCAAAGCGAUAGAUAUUAGGUUUAUUGAAUAUAUGCCUUUUGAUGGCAACAGAUGGAACAAUAACAAGGUUGUCCCAAUGAAAGAAAUGGUAGAAAUUAUUGAAAGAAAGUGGCCUGAUCUGCAACGCAUCUCAGACCAACCAAAUGAUACCUCAAAAGCAUACAAAGUUCCAGGGUUUAAAGGUCAAGUAGGAUUCAUAGCCUCCAUGAGCCAGCCAUUUUGCGGUACAUGCAACAGAUUGAGGUUGACGGCUGAUGGUAAUUUAAAGGUUUGUCUAUUUGGAAAUUCUGAAGUGUCCUUAAGAGAUAUUUUACGAUCAGGGGCCACUGAAGAUGAACUCUUAGAUGUAAUCGGAGCUGCAGUUGGAAGAAAGAAAAAGCAACAUGCAGGAAUGUUCAAGUUGGCGAAGAUGAAGAACAGGCCGAUGAUUCUUAUUGGCAAAGAUUAUCAAUCAAAUAUAUUAAUGACUUAUAAUAAAGGGAAUCAUCUACCAAUGAAGAUUGUAUUAUCUAAAUGGAAAAGAACAAGCGAUAUUCAAUGUUGUAGUUUAAACUUUCAGCUAAAUGGUAAAAAGCUAAAAAUGGUAACAGAUCAGAAACUAAAAGGGAAGUAUGGUGCAAACAGUAUUACCAGACAUGCUUGCGUCCAUGCAAGUUACCCUCCGAAAGAAAAUGUAGUACCCUUAAAAUCAGUGCUAAGAAAUUUAAGUUUUUUAAGAAGUUCAAGAAUGCAUUUUAAUUAUGCAUCAUGUGCAUUUAGUACAGGGCAGGGGGAAGAUGACCCAGAGGUCAGUCUUACUCACGUUGAUAACCAGGGUAAGGCCAAAAUGGUUGACGUAUCAGCCAAAGCCACCACACAGCGUGUUGCAACUGCAAGUGGACAAAUACGAUUAGGAAAACUAGCGUAUAAUUUACUUAAAGACAACAAGCUGGCGAAGGGGGAUGUGUUAACAGUUGCAGAAGUGGCUGGUAUAAUGGCGGCUAAGAACACAAGUAGUUUGAUUCCCUUGUGUCACAAUAUUCCACUCACAAAAGUGGCGGUGAAUUUUCAACUCGACGAUGAUACGCAAUGUGUUGCGGUUGAGGCGACGGUUAAAACGACUGGUUUAACAGGGGUGGAGAUGGAGGCUCUUGUUGCAGUUUCCGUCGCAGCGCUUACAGUUUAUGACAUGUGCAAAGCUGUGACGCAUGAUAUCCAAAUUGGCGAUAUCAAAUUAAAGCAUAAAAGUGGAGGAAAGAGAGAGUUUAUCCGUUGAAUUAAAAUUUUGAUGUUAUUUUAUUCCGGCGUCAACCAAAUGGCCUAAAAAACAUGAAAGGAUAAAACAAAGUGAAGAAAAAAAAAUGAUGCAAGCCAUCGCCAAUAUUUAGAACACUGAAUCGCAGUGGAUUAUAUUUAUGGUCGGCAACCCAUGGGUCGCGGACAAAAUGCAAAGGGUCCUCAGGUCACAUCAAGUGCUUAUGGAGAAUUUGAUUUCUUUAAAAAAACUUCAGCAGUUUUCUGGUAUAAAGACAAUCGUAAUGGCAGGGUUCUUGAUGCUGUUCUCCAAAACAAAUGUUGUGAGACAAUACACAGUAUAUAUUGGCUGUAUAUUCUGGUGUUUUGAGACAUUUCUAAGGAGUGGGGUAACUGUAGGCUUUGGGUCGUGGGAUGCUAAAGGCGAUUUAUGUUUGGUGCUGGGUGUAUAGGUUUACAUCACUUCCUUGAAGGUUUUUUCAUGCUCUAAUAUUUCAUAUUUAUUUAUGGACUUACAGGAUGAAACCCUGAGUAUUCAAGACAAAAUCGAGCAAACAAUGAUCAAUUUCAUGAUCACAUUUUAAAACAAAACCUUAUCCUGUACUAUGGAUGUACCAUAAUUGAUGACUGGAUGGCCAACCAAUUUGGUUCAUUCUUGAGACAAUCAUAGAGAAUUCUAAAUUAUUUACUGUUCAUUUUCUCUGGAUAAAUAUUAAUGCAUUUUAAUAAAUUGUUAUAAUUUUUACAGUAUAAACAAACUGUUCAUGAUAUUGUACUCUAUGCAAGUUCUUGGUAUGUAUUGAUUGAAUUUAUUUGGUACAGUACUGUAUACCUCAGUUGGUGCUGCAAUAUUAUUGUAGAUUAUUCAACAAUAACAGCGGAGAUAAAUUAUAUAUUGUAGGAUCAGAGUUUUUAUGAGGCUUUUAUCUUGUAUUUUAUAGUAUAUUUUAUUUCUUUGCAAUUUUUUUCCUGUUCUGUAAUUACUGUGUCAUAUAUUUAAUUGAAUAGCAUUUUUGAAAUUUUAUUAAUAAUUAGUGAACAUAUAAGGUUCAAUGUUAGAGAAUACUGUAAUUAAAUGAAUAACAGACCUGAAAAGAUGACAUUUUUAAUAUAAUUGAAAUGUACUGCAAUAUAAUACUUCAAAUUAUAGAUUCAUUAUGAAGGCAAUGUUCAGCCCUCUUGUCACUCCUAUCUGCACUGCUGACAAAUGUACUAGCAUAGAUGGAUUCAAGGGGGCGAGAAGUUGGCCAGUUCCAUCCUUUUAGAAUUUCCAGACAUGAAACUUCAACUGGAUUCACGGUGAGGCUGAGGUGGACUGAACCCUCUGUAAAAUUGAUCCCCACUAUUUUCUGGAUCUGCCAUUGAAUAGUUUGGUGUAAUAAUUUGUAAUGGUAAUGAUAUUGUUAUUAAAAUUAUAUAGAUAA